ACAGCCCCGAGGUCCGCCAUUAGAGCCUACCACGAAGUGCCUCCCCUGCGAGGCGCCUUAGAGGGCCCUGUCCUAGGCCAUUCCAUGAACCUCUGCCUGGGUAGGUGACAUGUUUCAGGCUCUACUGAGGGUUCUUUCCUCCAGGGGAGGGAGCCCCUGAACCCACACCCAUGCAGUAUGGAGAGGGUGGGCCCCCAACCUGGCUACUUUGAGGCCCAGAGAGGGGUCGUCAUUCACCUGGAAGCGGUGGUCUCAGGGUUGGGGCUAGUACCCAGGCGUGUGGACCCUGACACAGCCCUGUCCUGUGUACACCUUGCUGCCCCAAGGCUACUGCAGGUGAGCUCAGGUGAGCUCUGGUGUGUCUGGGCAGGCCUGGUGGCCUGGGGCUGGGCUUCCAGGGAAGCGCAGGGCCCUGCCUGGCCCCGCCCCUGCCCCCAGGCGUGUGGGGCGGGCCCUGGGGCUGGCUGGGUGCCGAGGCGAGGCAGGGAGGUGGGGAAGCCCCCGGUGGAGCAUGCCCUGCCUGUUGGAGGGCCAGCGCGGCACCGAGGGCCAUGGAGCCUCGGCUGAGGGGCUGCUUGGUGGCUGUGGCUCUGGCUCUCUUUCUGCGGCUGCUGGGGGCCCAGGGCAGCGCUCCCAACCCCAGCUGUGACUGUGCCUACAACUUCCCAAAGAGGGAUGGUCUGCACUGUUGCCGGGGCUGCCCGGCAGGGCACUACUUGAAGGCCCCCUGCACAGAGCCUUGUGGCCAUGCCACCUGCCUCCCGUGCCCCCAGGGCACAUUCCUGGCCAGGGAGAACCAUCAUGAGAGCCGCUGUGCCCGCUGCCAGGCCUGUGAUGAGCAGGGCUCCCAGGUGGCCUUGAAGAACUGCUCGGCUGUGGCAGACACCCACUGUGGCUGUGAGCCAGGCUGGUUCCUGGAGUGCAAGGUCAUACAUUGCAUUGAGAGCUCACCCUUCAGCUGCCGUCCGUGCAAAGACUGUGGGGCCCUGCACCGCCACACACAGGUGCCCUGUUCCAGCAGAGACACCGACUGUGGGACCUGCCUGCCUGGCUUCUAUGAAUAUGGCAACAACUGCGUGCCCUGCCCCACGAGCACCCUCGGGAGCUGUCCUGAGCGCUGUGUGGCUGUCUGUGGCUGGAGGCAGACUGCUCUUUCAGUGUUCUGGGUCCAGGUGUUCUUGGCAGGCCUGGUGGUCCCACUCCUGCUUGGUGCCAUCCUGACCUACACAUACCGCCGCCACCAGUCUUGCAAGCCCAUGGUUCCUGACGAAGCUGGGAUGGAGGCCCUGUCGCCCCUACAGGCCACUCAUCUCUCACCUUGGGACAGUGCCCACAACCUUCUGGUGCCACCUAGCAGCAGGGAGGCCUGCACUGUCCAGUUGGUAGGCAGUAGCUGGAGCCCUGGCACCCCACAGACUCAGGAGGCACUCUGCAGGGAGGCGCCCUGGUUCCGGGAGCAGAUGCCCAGCAGAGCUCUUGGCUCCCUGCCACCGCCACCGCCACCGCCAUCACCAGCGCCCCCGACAGCCUCCGUGGCUGCCGUCCUCCAGCCCGGCCCGCAGCUCUACGACGUGGUGGACGCGGUGCCCGCGCGGCGCUGGAAGGAGUUCGUGCGCACGCUAGGGCUGCGCGAGGCGGAGAUUGAGGCUGUGGAGGUGGAGGUCGGCCGCUUCCGCGACCAGCAAUACGAGAUGCUCAAGCGCUGGCGCCAGCAGCAGCCAGCGGGCUUGGGCGCCGUCUACGCGGCCCUGGAGCGCAUGGGGCUGGAUGGCUGCGCCGAGGACCUGCGCGGCCGCCUGCAGCGCGGCCCGCCCCCCUAGCUCGAGAGUCUGCUGGCCCUUGCAGAAGCCCUAAGUACGGUUACUUACCCGUGUAGACAUUUUAUGUCACUUAUUAAGACCCUGGCCCGGCCCUGCGUAGCAGCGCCAGCCUCAUCCCUGCGCCCCCCGGGGUUCCGGUGGAGGGGAGAGCAGCCACGACUACCGGGAAGGGGUCAGGAGGUUGCUCAGCUGUUUCUCGGCCUGAUCUUGGCUGAGGCCCUGGUAUUAAAUCAAUGAAGAAAAGCUGCUGCUUGGUGUUAACGCGAGGCGCGGGUGUUCCGUAGCCUGGGCUCGGUUUCUUGGCGUCGAAAGAGCCGCAAGUCUCGACACUCCAGGGUCAGACACUCGCGUUGGAGACCCUCGAGGCUCGUAGCUCCCGCCCCGCCUGGCCCAGUUACCCCGAGGGAGAGAGGAAGUCGCAGCGUCGGGGAGUGAGAUUGAAGAGGUGUAACUGAGGCUCAGGGACUGUGACUUGCCAAAGAUCACACAACUGACGCAACUGGAAAAAAGAUGAUAUGAACAAACUGUAACUAUUAAAUAAGUCCCUCUAAUGACACCAAAGGAACAUGACAUGCUUGGAAGGGUUUGUUGGAAAUCUCUGCCCAACAUUGGUGCCAGCUUACUGCUGUCGUUGCUACAAAGGACAAGGAGUGACCUGCCCACGGAACCAGAUUCAGGCCAGAGAACAUCGUCUCCAGCAGCCCUUAACCCCGCCAAUAAUUCCUGCCUCAAGGGAGGCCAGAGGGGCUGCCACCCACAAGUAGAUAGCAUUGUGGGGGAGGCUGCUCUGAAUAAAAGUCACGGAAC
Manis javanica (Malayan pangolin) is the source of this 2627-nucleotide messenger RNA. The record is from RefSeq and is a predicted model, not a curated record. Lineage: Eukaryota; Metazoa; Chordata; Mammalia; Pholidota; Manidae.